AUGGACAGAGAAGCGAAGGUGACAUUUCAGUCUAAGCUCAUCACCCCAAAUCAGGAAGAUAAGCAGCGCAUUUUCCUCCUUACAUAUUUUGUGAAUACAAAAGAAAUUUCUAUCCAAGAAGGCAGAUCUCCAUGCACUUCACAAGCACACCCAUACUAUUCACGCGGUAAAAUCACAAAUCCAGCAGUCCAAGGACCAUACGAGCCCAAAGAUUUCUAUGUUGGCUCCACAAUUACAGCUCUUGGACGUAAAUUCUAUCUUACAGACGCAUCACAAGCAACACUUGAAUUUAUGGAACUUCACUGCGAUUUAUUCCCAAUGUGCGAUCUUAAUAAUGCUAUUGAUUAUGUUAAGGAGACAGGAAAAGCCGCAAAUCUUAAGAAGGCCUUCCAAGCAAGAGAUGACAGAGGAAAGGGCUUCAUUCCAGUACAAUACGCUCAAGAAAUAUUAGAUUCUGCUCGUAUAGAGCCUCAAUUUGUUUUGACAAUCUUACGCAGAUUCGAUGAGAAGGGAAUGUUUGACUUCGGCACCCUCUCACAGUAUCUUUAG
Trichomonas vaginalis G3 is the source of this 549-nucleotide messenger RNA. RefSeq names its product EF-Hand domain C-terminal containing protein family. The record is from RefSeq and is a predicted model, not a curated record. The transcript has a single exon. Lineage: Eukaryota; Parabasalia; Trichomonadida; Trichomonadidae. The coding region runs from base 1 to 549 and encodes 182 amino acids.